Messenger RNA from Rotaria sp. Silwood2, 134 nucleotides. NCBI's taxonomy places the organism in Eukaryota, Metazoa, Rotifera, Eurotatoria, Philodinida, Philodinidae. The record is from the annotation of a GenBank genome assembly.
AUGAAUCCUCAGCAAUAUAUUAAUCAACAAAUUUCAAAUGGUUAUUCUCAACCGUUUUUAGUUCCACAACAAUUUCCACAACCGUCCUAUAUACUUACACAUAAUCAACGAUCAAUGGUUAGUCCCAAUAAAGA